CAACGCUGGCGCGACUCGUCCGAACUUGCAAACUGUUCGUUUACAAACACAGGCUUCCUACUAUUUAUCACAGGAGGGGGAUCACGCAGUUGUGGUAGCCUUAAAAGCUGUCAAGUCAGAGCAGGCAGCAUACUACAAUGAUUUUGUCGCGAAAAGUGAUUUUUAUAGAGUGACCAAAAAGCAUGUGCUUGUGACACAGAAAUCCAGCACAAGGAUGUGGACUGUGACUGUCGAUUCAAAUGUUCCAAUUCAAGCAACAAGUAGCCCCGAGGGUGCCGAAGUAACAAACUAUACCAGAGAUGAGGGCGUUGAAGACCUGCUGGGAUCUCAGUCUCCGUCCAGAGCACGAUCUCCCAUCCUGAGAGCGAGACCUCCGCCGUCUUCCAAAGGAUCUGUCCUGUCUAGCUCGAGGUCACCCAGCCCUGCUAGCAGGAGGUCUGCCUCUGCUACAUCUCUGUCUGGUAGGGCCCAGCACUACUGGGACAAUGAAUGGACUAAAGCUUUGGAAAACGCGGUGGGCAGUCAUGACGAGAGCAAAGCGCGGACCCUGAACAACAGCUUAGAUGGGGUGAUGCACCACUCCGGACUCUAUGAAGGUCCGACGCCGAGGAUCAGCUCUCGUGGACCUGUGAAAGCCCUCCAUGAUCGCUCGCUCCCACUGUUGGACUCUGAUAGUGGCUUUGGGUCUCUGAAAGCCAGAAACGGUUUCCUCACCUCGGAGGACAUCCGGUCCAGCAUCACGCCCAGACUGAGCCGGUCGCGGUCUAUGUCACGUCUAAACAGUUCCUUCAACGGAGACACCAUGUCGUUACCCGGCACCACCAGCCUGCGGAGCACAGACGCCAUCGACAGAUCUGUCAGGGAGCUGCAGCAUGCUCUGGAGGACAGUGAGAGUCGGCGCAAUGUGCUGGUACACAAGCUCAAGGAAGCACAGUCAACUCUGGAACUGCAGACAGAGAGGGUGACUAAGAUAGAAAACUCUGCCAAGGAGAACAAUACUCUUGUUGAGGAUUUGAAAUUUAAAGAGAGGGACUACCGUAAAAAGAUCUGUCAGUUGGAGACAGCAGAAGAGGAGAAGCAGCGACUGCAGAUGGAGAACCUUCGGCUCCGAGAAGAAAUGCAAGACAGAAUCAGUGCCUUAGAUUACCAGUUAAAAACGCUGAAGACACAGCACCGGAGCACAGAGUGUGAAAAUGACAAAAGAGUGAGUAUGUUGGACCACACCACUGCUGCCCUGUCUCUGCUGGAGGAGGAGAACACUAAACUGCAGCAGGAGAAAGAAAAACUUCAGGCUGAGAUUCACUUGAUGAAAGAUGCAUUUGGUCUCACUAAGACUAGGUUUGGUGCUCUGGAUGAGGACAACAGGAACUUGAAAGCUGACUCCCUCAGGAUGAAGGAGGAUAACCAAGCUUUGACAAGAAAGGUACAAGAAAUGGCUGGGCAGAUGAUUGAACUUCGGAGUCUUCUUCAAGCUGUCAAAGAUGAGAAUGAGCGCUUGUCCUCAUCAUAUAAAGUCUCUUCAGAGGACAAGUCUCGUACUGCACGUCAGGUAGAGAGUUACCAGGACACAAUCACAGACCUCAAGGCAAGGCUGUCUGCCACAAGUGCUGACAGGGACCGUCUGUUCUCUGAGAAGCUGGAGAUGAGCAGCAAAAUACAACAGAUGGUGCUGGACAAGGAAAAAAUGAUGAGAGCAACACUAAAUCUUGAGGAUCAGUUGAAUGAACAAACAAGUCACAGAUCUCAAGGCAGAGCUUCGGAUAGCAAAACUGAGCAGGGAAUGAAAGAACUCACCAGAGAGCUGGCGUCAGUGAAAAAAGUAAGUGAGCAGUUGAGCUCUGAACUGUCCUCUGUCAAAGGAUUCUACGAGAAUGCGCUGGAGCAGGUGUCCGUGUUGGAGAACAGCAAGUCCAUCUGGCAGUCCCAGCAGGAUCUGGCGGAACAGGAGAGACGGAGGCUGCAGGGGGAGGUGGACAGGUUGAACCAGACUCUGAAUAGUAGGACUUAUGACGAGAAGAGAGAGCAUGAACAUCAGGAUGAAAUGAUUCACAAACUCAGGAAUGAACUCAAGCAAGCCAAGUUUGAGCGCAUGGAAUCGGAGAACAAAGUAGAGGAGCUAGAAGCUAAAUUAAACAAGGCCAAUGAAGGACUUAGAGAAGGGACAGCUCUACAGCACUCAGAGAUUGACACGUGGAAGAACACCUGUGAGCGUCUCACAGCCUCCGUGUCCAGAAAAGAGUCAGAACUGCAAAAUUUCACAGACCGAUGUCAUGAACUGGAAGACACGAUUUCAGGGCUGAGGCAAGAAAUGAGAGUUCUUAAGGACAAAAGUGAAUUGUUUUCUGACAGGGAUGAAGAGGCAGGAAGGUUGAGGGAGGAAAACCGCCGAUUGCUUCAGGAAAAAGCUGAGAAUGAACAAAUGAUGAAGCUCUUGGAGACACAAAAGCAUGUGUUGACCAAAAAUUCUGAAGAUAGUCUGGAGAAGCUGGGUGAGCUUGAACAGCUCAGUGUCAAAAUGGACCAGCUUCGCAAUGAAAAUGAGAGUUUACGGAAAAGAGCGUUAGAGCUUGAGAAGUCGAGAGAUAUGUUGAUGGAUCAAAAAGAAGAAGCCCUUGCCGAUAAAGAGUACAAGAACCCAAGCCUGGAGGUACUGGAGAAAAAGAUGGAGGAGAUACGGGACGCCAACAGGCAACUGAGGGAGGUCAAUGAGGCCAUGAGUCUCAAACUGGACAUGGUCAACCAGGAAAACUCAAAAAUGAAACAUGCCAUGGGGAAGACACCGAGUAAGACGGAAUCCGGCAAGUUGCAAGAAGAGAACAUACGGCUUCAGUCUGAGAACAACAAUCUAAAGCAUGAGUACGGCCUACUAGAUGCCAAACAUCAGAGAUUUGUCAUCAACUAUGGACAUGACGGAGAAGUGGCAGCCAAAGAGAAGCAGGAGCUGAUCAAACUUCGAAAAGAGCGAGACGCCAUGCAGAAACAAGUGACGCUCCUGCAGGGUCAAAUGUCACUGAUGGAGGGCAGCAAGAAGAGGGCGGACGAGCAGAUCAGCAAACUCACCAGUGAACUGGGGGAGGCUAGGGCACAGCUCAAGCAAUCGUCCUCGAUGAAAAACAGGAUAAGCAGAUUAAAGGACUCCAGGAUCAAGCACUAUAUCAUUCACAAAGUUUAUUCUGCAUUGCAACUGUUCUUUGAAAAGUAUGUUUUUAAUUUCAGGUCUUCUGAGGAAGAUUCCCACAAAAGAGAAAUUGAGACUCUGAAGCAGCAAUUAGAAAAAGCAAAGGAAAACCAGAAGAUACAAGAAAAGAUGAUGAAAAACCUGAGAGAGGAUUUGCAUGAAGAGAGAGCGAAGAAGCCACGUCAAAUACAGGAGAGUCUCGAGGAUGUCGGUGCAGAGCUUCAGCAGAUGCGGUCAAAGCUACAGCAGUUGAUGGCCGAGAUUCAGGGCAAGGAGCAGACAAUAGACAACCUGGAGGCGGAACUCAGGGACUUCCGGCAGGCCGGACAGUCUAGAGACAAAGACGUGGAGGAGAUGCAGUCCCUGGUGAGGAGGCUGGAGGAGGAGAACAAAGACCUGCGGGAGAACUUGGAGGACAUACGCAACACUCUGGCCUCGGAGCUGGCCCAGGAGAACGGGGAACAGGAGCAGUCACUAAGGCGUACAAAGUCAGCUAAAUCUUUACAAGAGGAAUUGGCCGAAGCUGUGAAAGCGAAACAAGACGGGUCUUAUGGGAGAUCUCGAACUCCGAACCCUUUCCUGAGCAAAUCUCUGAGCCAGCUGGAAAAACGACCUGCAAGUGCCCCGCCCCUUCCCGCCGAGCCAGGAAAAACUCAGCAGCGGGGAAAGUAUGGUGGCUGGUUUUUUAACU
Aplysia californica (California sea hare) is the source of this 3869-nucleotide messenger RNA. Its product is annotated as myosin-9. NCBI's taxonomy places the organism in Eukaryota, Metazoa, Mollusca, Gastropoda, Aplysiida, Aplysiidae. The record is from RefSeq and is a predicted model, not a curated record.